Molecule: messenger RNA, 1639 nt
Organism: Catharus ustulatus (Swainson's thrush)
Lineage: Eukaryota; Metazoa; Chordata; Aves; Passeriformes; Turdidae
Gene: FOXQ1
Product: forkhead box Q1
Exons: 1
Coding region: 1-1227 (408 amino acids)
Biological process (GO): cell differentiation; regulation of transcription by RNA polymerase II; anatomical structure morphogenesis
Molecular function (GO): RNA polymerase II cis-regulatory region sequence-specific DNA binding; DNA-binding transcription factor activity, RNA polymerase II-specific
Source: RefSeq, a predicted model, not a curated record
AUGAAGCUGGAGGUGUUCUCGCAGCACUAUGAAGACAAGCUGAGCGCCGGCAGCGACCAGGAAGGCAGCGGCUCGCUCUCCCCGGCUCCGGCGGAGAGCGAGCUGGGCUCGGACGGUGACUGCGCGGCCAACAGCCCGGGCGGCGGGGCCGGCCGGCCGGGGCAUCCCCCGCCGCCGCCCCCCACGCCGCAGCCCCCGCCGCCGCCGUCGGCCGAGAGCGCCAAGGGGAAGCCCUACACGCGGCGGCCCAAGCCGCCCUACUCCUACAUCGCGCUGAUCGCUAUGGCCAUCCGCGAUUCGGCCGGCGGCCGCCUGACCCUGGCCGAGAUCAACGACUACCUGAUGAGCCGCUUCCCCUUCUUCCGCGGCGCCUACACCGGCUGGCGCAACUCGGUGCGCCACAACCUGUCCCUCAACGACUGCUUCGUCAAGGUGCUGCGCGACCCGGCGCGGCCCUGGGGCAAGGACAACUACUGGAUGCUGAACCCCAGCAGCGAGUACACCUUCGCCGACGGCGUCUUCCGCCGCCGCCGCAAGCGCCUGAGCCGCGCCGCCCCGCCGCCGCAGCCCGCCCGCCCCGCCGCCGGCGCUCCGCCGCAAGUGCCGCAGGAGGCGGCCGGAGCGGGCGCCGCGUCCCCCGGCGCUUCCCCGCGGUGCUGCUGCGCCUCCUCGCCCUGUCACUGCGCGCCGGGCGCCAAAGAGGCAGCGGCGGGGGGCGGCGGGGCGAGGCCGGCGGGCGGCGGCGGCGCAGCCAAGUUCUCCAGCUCCUUCGCCAUCGAGAGCCUCCUGCAGCGGCCGGCAGGACCCCGCGCCGCCCCGCAGCCGCCGCCGCACGCCCGCCUGGUGUGGCCGGCGCCGCCCGCGCCCCCGCACCUGCUGCCCGGCCCCUACCCGCUGCUCCCGUACCCACCUGCCGCGCAGCCCCCGCCCGCCGCCGCACUCUACGGCGGGGGCCUCCUGCAGCUCUGCGCCUACGGGCUAGGAGAGCCGUCGCCGCCGCCGCUGCUGCUGGGGGGCGGGCGGCCCGCGCUGGCCCCGGGGGAGCCGUCGCCGCUGGCGGAGCGGCCGCGGGCGCCGCUGUUCCACGCCGGGCUCCCCAAGGGCGGCCGGGGGCCGCCGCCCGGCUCCCCGCUCUACGGGCCCCUGCGGCUCGCCGGGCCGCUGCCGCCGGCGGCGGGGGGCUCGACCUCGUUCCAGGCGUACGCCGUGGAGACCCCCCUGGCUUAAUGGAGUCCCCCUCCUUCCCCUGCGAGGGACCUGCCCGGGGAGGCGUGGAGGGGGAAAGGAGGAGGCUCUGGAUCCCGCACUUUAACUCCAGAGGCGACCACAGCCUCCAAGCAAAAGCCUCGGUGACUGUGCCUUAGUGAAAUGACAGUGAGUUCAACUUAAGCCAAAAAAAAAAAAAAAAAAAAAAAAAAAGAGGGGAAAAAAAGAAAAAAAAUCAAACAUUUGUCGGUUUGGACAUAGCCAUGAGCCUCAAGUGCUUCUUACUGUUCGUUGAGACUACUUGACUUAAGCCCGUCCCUCGCCACGUCUCUUCUAUGCCUCUCUCUUGUCCCCACAUCUCGUGCUACCGAAGCCUGGGGCAGCAGAGCGGGGUGCCCCGCGGAGGGGCGCGGUGGCGGCCGCUGGGGGAUGC